AUGACAUUUGUUGUAUCCAUGGAUUUGAUUCAUGGGUUUGGAACCCUGAAUUCCAGUUCUAGCGAGAGCCCCUCCACCUUCUCCUCCUCCUUUUUGAUAACAAAGCUACCAAAAUAUUCUUGGCCUGUGAAACUGGUGGCAAGGAUUAUGCUUCUGGCAAUGGUUUUUGCUGCGCUUAUCCCCAGGCUGGGAUUUGGAAUAUCAUCUCCAUCUGAUGAGAUCAAUUAUUAUAACUCACCACCGAGCUCUUGGGCAGAGGUCAGAUUUAUUGAUCGGAUCAAUCUGUUGGCGCAGUUGCCAUUACUCUUCCAAGAUCUGGCAAACGAAGGCCUCCUCAAAAAAGUGGGCGGCAGAGCACUAUUUGUCGCCGACGAGCAACUUCAAGUCCAUGACAACAUUGAGAUGGAUUUCAUCGCUAAUUCCGACUUGGAGCGACAAAGUGCCAUCCCAGAUGAAACCUACGACUUUGCUUUCACGCGUGCCUUCCUGCCUGCCGCAGAGUUCAUUGAUCGGACUCUUAAGGUCGGCGGCCUCGCCACCUUUCAACUAGGCGAAGAUCCUAAUCUGGCGUUCCACAAGCCACCCAACUACAAAAUUGUCUACCUCAGGCGUCUGGGUACCACCAUCAUCGCCAUGCGAAAAACCAGCCACGCGAAAAACUCACCAGCAAGGAAGCGGCUCUGCGGUGUCUCGUUCUCGUUGCCCGAAGCCAAAAAGGAAGCUCUCAACAAGCUCGAGGACGUCCUCCUGGAACCACCAAGAGCGGCUUUGGGGAAAUCCAAGAGGUUCCUGACACGAACCCGGUACUUGCCGGACUUAAUGGGAGAUUCUCUGGAAGAGUACCCACGUCGAGUUUUCAUCGACGUGGGGCUUCCGGAGAAUGAUGGAGCCGCCAGCGAUGGAGGAUGGUUCUCGAAGCAUUAUCCCAGAAGGAACAUGGAUUUUGAGAUGUACAGGAUGGUGACAGUGAUGGAGGAGGAGGAGUCGCCAAGCAAGGUGGCGCCGGAGACGGUAGGGAUGUCAGAUUGGUUGAAGAGGAAUGUGAGGGAAGAAGAGUAUGUGGUGAUGAAGGCGGAGGCCGAGGUGGUGGAGGAGAUGGUGAAGAAUAAGGUUAUAGGAUUGGUGGACGAGCUGUUCAUGGAGUGUAAGCAUGGAGUGGGACUACGUAGGAAGAGGGCAUAUUGGGAAUGUUUGGCUUUGUAUGGAAGGUUGAGGGAUGAGGGUGUUGCUGUGCACCAGUGGUGGGGUUGA
Messenger RNA from Diospyros lotus (date-plum), 1251 nucleotides. RefSeq lists its product as uncharacterized. The record is from RefSeq and is a predicted model, not a curated record. NCBI's taxonomy places the organism in Eukaryota, Viridiplantae, Streptophyta, Magnoliopsida, Ericales, Ebenaceae. The coding region runs from base 1 to 1251 and encodes 416 amino acids. The transcript has a single exon.